AUGACACCGGAUGAAUUUUCCAAAUUGCUGGCAAGGGAUGAGUAUCUAGUACUAGAUAUUCCUCCUGAGGAGUUCCAGAGCUUGGAAAAGUGUAUUGGAGUUAGAUCGUCUGUAUUUUAAGCUAUUAGAUCAAGAAAACAUUUGCUAAUUGCUCAUAGGUACACCUACCGCCCUUCGAUUGAAAAGUUGACAAUAAAAAUGUGUACUCCUAUGCAUGCAAUGGUUAUAUGUUGGGCAGGAGAAUUAAUUGCAGAGGGGGUAGCGCAACAAGCUUUUGACCGCGGAGAUCUUACACAAAUUUCUAAGGAGAGGAUGACCCGAUUCGUGGGUGAAUAUCAAGACAUGUAAGAGGAAUUCUGACCUGUUAAGGCGCCUUGCAAAUAUAGCUCACAUACUUUGGUAGCAUUAAAUCACCUGAUGUCGCACUCGUUCCUAGUGGACGCUACCGGCCAACAAUUGUUUUCGAGUUCGGGUAUGCCGAACCCUAUGGCCAGCUAAAAGCUGAGACAACCCUUCUAUUAGAGGGGACUCAAGGCUCGAUCACCAAAGUAGUAAUAAUCAAACUCGAUCCCCUGGCAGCUGGUGAGACCAAAAUUAAGAAAGGGUUUGUGGAAGUCUGGCAUUUGGUUGAUGGGAAAGUCAAACAGGAAGGUCGGAGAAAGGUAACUUGAUACGAUAUACAGAUUCAGAGUUUACAUUGAAGCUCACCUUGCUAAUACUAUUAUUAUAGAAGUUAUUUCCAGUGCCGGAGAGUCACGCACAACAGAUGCUCAAGUUCAGAUUGAGAGAUAUCCUCCGUAACAAGUUUUUUGAUCUUGUGAACCCGGGGUGGGGAAAAAGUGACACCCUUGAUCUCCACUUCGAUGGAUUGAGGAAGGUUAUCAUGGAAGCGACUGUGCGCCACCUUAUCAACAAAGGUGUGUUGCCGGUGCCGCAGGAGGAGGAUGAAGGCGAUGAAAAUGAAGGCGAGGGUAGAGGUGGAGAUGAAAGUGGAGGUGGAGGUGGAGGUGGAGGCACAGGAGAAGGUGGAGCUGAGGAGGCAGAGGAAUCGCAAGAGAUUCAGCAUCUAGAAUUGCCUAUUCUUCCUGUUCGGCUUAACACCAGUAGUGGGGAAACAAAGCCAGCCAGCAUGAUCACAAUGUAG
Tuber aestivum (summer truffle) is the source of this 1144-nucleotide messenger RNA. The record is from the annotation of a GenBank genome assembly. Lineage: Eukaryota; Fungi; Ascomycota; Pezizomycetes; Pezizales; Tuberaceae.